Messenger RNA from Magallana angulata, 1436 nucleotides. Its product is annotated as 3-oxoacyl-[acyl-carrier-protein] reductase FabG-like. The record is from RefSeq and is a predicted model, not a curated record. The transcript is spliced from 9 exons. Bases 430 to 1116 code for a protein of 228 amino acids. Gene Ontology annotation, molecular function: oxidoreductase activity. Lineage: Eukaryota; Metazoa; Mollusca; Bivalvia; Ostreida; Ostreidae.
CCAAGAUAUUUAUGCAGCACAUUUGGACGAUUUUUAAUAAAAAUACACUUACCUGUGAAAGAAGUGCAAUUGAAAUAGUUGAAAGGGAUAUUUUCCAAGAUAAUUUCAUUGACACAUUAUCAUCUUUCACUCGGAAAAAUUCAAAGGAACGAAAACAGAUUCCUUACGGAGAUUUAUAAUGGAGAAUGUUUACAUCUUUUCUCCAUUCGGAAUACACUCGGAAUUUGCACAAUUUUUCAACGUUAUCAUCCGGGCUUGCUGCAAUACAAAAUCUCCGUGACAUCACUUUUUUUAGCAUUGUACUGAAACCUGAUAAGCUAACAGGGGCGUUUUGACUGAGAAAUCUUGGAAAUUUUUCAUACUUUUGAAUGAACAUCGUUUGAAUCCUGAGGUGCCAGUUCCGGAAUCGGAGCAGCUACUGCGGUGUUGAUGUCCAAGCUAGGAGCGAGUUUGGCGCUGACUGGUAGGAAAGAGGAAAAUCUGAAGAAAGUCGGAGAGCAGUGUGGCAAUAAGCCGUUAUUGAUUCCUGGGGACCUCGUCAAGGAAGAUGACACCAAACAAAUUUUGGAGACGGCCGUACAACAUUUUGGAAAACUCAACAUUUUGGUGAAUUGUGCUGGCAUCAUAGAGUUGGGUAGUAUAGAAAACACCUCCUUAGACCAGUAUGAUCAACUCUUCAACGUCAAUGUCAGGAGCAUUUACUACCUGACAAUGCUGGCAGUUCCUCAUCUGAUCCAGACCAAAGGCAGCAUUGUAAAUGUAUCCAGUGUCAAUGGCAUCAGAUCCUUUCCCAAUGUCUUGGCGUACAACAUGUCCAAAAGCGCCCUUGAUCAAUUUACUCGCUGCACAGCUCUUGAGCUUGCACCAAAACAAGUCAGGGUCAACAGUGUGAAUCCAGGUGUAACGGUCACUGAGCUACAGAAGAGGGGUGGUCUUGAUGAGGAGGCUUACGCUAAGUUCUUGGAGCGGUCUAAAGAAACGCAUGCACUUGGUCGGCCCGGGCAACCGGAAGAGGUAGCCAGGGCAGUCGCCUUCCUUGCCUCCGACGAUUCGUCGUACAUAACUGGAGCGUCACUUCCGGUUGAUGGUGGUCGCCAUGCAAUGUGUCCAAGAUAAUCUUUUGAUCAUCUCGAACAAAAAGAGAACUGUAAUAGAUAAAACAUUUUGUUUUCUUAGUAUUUCAUAUCGAUUUAUGAAUGAUGAUAAAGUAUUAGUUAUAUUGUGAUUUGAUAUUUGAUUAAUGCAUGUACAUUAAUAUGCAAACUUUUUUUGAAACAAAUCAUUUUGAUGAUAUACAUUACUGUCGACUGUAUAUACAUAAAUGGCAAGUGCAGAAAUUGGUAUACAAUUAUACAUGAUAAUGAAAUGGAAAUUAACCCAUAUUAGGGUAAAUGGUAUAAUAAAAUGGGGAUAAAAUAAAAUAUUAUAUUCAUUAA